Acanthamoeba castellanii str. Neff is the source of this 660-nucleotide messenger RNA. RefSeq lists its product as uncharacterized. The record is from RefSeq and is a predicted model, not a curated record. Bases 1 to 660 code for a protein of 219 amino acids. The transcript is spliced from 3 exons. NCBI's taxonomy places the organism in Eukaryota, Discosea, Longamoebia, Acanthamoebidae.
AUGACGCGAGUGGCACUGUGGGCCUUGGUUGGCCUCAUCCUGUCGAUAGCUGUCCUCAGCUGCUCAGCCUCCGACGGCGAGAGGGUCAAGCGACCGGCCAGGCACGACUACGACUACGACGACUACGACGAUUGCGAGAGGGACGACAACGAACACGAGGUGGCCUGCGGCUACGGCAAGUCGUGGGGCUCCUGCGAAGACGACGAUGAUUGCCCACCGAUUGCGCUCAUCCUCGAACUCGAAGAACAGGAGGGCGGGGAGGACUCCUGCUGGGAGGAAGAAGAUGACGAAUGUACUGGCGGUUCUCCCACCACCACGACCACCUCGGGCGGUCACACUACCGGAGGCGGCCACAGCACCGGUGGCGACGGGUCGACUGGCGGGGAGAACGGCGGGAGCGACACCCCCGUCGGUGCCAUCGUGGGCGGCGUCCUGGGCGGCGUGUUCGGCGCUGCUGCCGUGGGAGCCGCUGGAGCCGGCGCGGGAUACGCCCUGUAUCGCUUCAUGCAGCGAGGCGGCGCGUCCCCCAUGCCCGCAUCGGCCAUGGACGGCACCGAGAUGGCGACCAUGAACGACAACGCCCUCUUCCAGUCGCCCACCGAGGGCCACACCAACGAUCUCUUCCAGUCCGGGGCCAUGGCCGCCGCCGACGCUGUCUAA